This is a messenger RNA of Vitis riparia (riverbank grape), 1056 nucleotides long. Its product is annotated as extensin. The record is from RefSeq and is a predicted model, not a curated record. The transcript has a single exon. Bases 146 to 688 code for a protein of 180 amino acids. NCBI's taxonomy places the organism in Eukaryota, Viridiplantae, Streptophyta, Magnoliopsida, Vitales, Vitaceae.
AAAGAAAUUAAUGGUGUUGCGUCAAAGAUAAGAGUCACUGCUUGGACCUCAUUGCAACACUCUACUAUUCUCUGCUCUCUCUCUCCAGCCUCGCUUUCUCUUUAUCUUAAUCGGCAUUUGGUUUUCUGGGUUGGUGGGAUUUCAGAUGGAGAGGCUCCGUAGAGUUAGAAUGCUACUUUUCGUGGCGGUUUUCAUGGUGGUGCAGAGGCAAUCCUGGCCGGUGACGGCGGAUGUCGCGGCGAAGUCCAAGUACCAGAUCGAGUGCACAAUGUGCUCUGCUUGUGACAACCCAUGCAACCAAGUGCCGUCGCCCCCACCGCCGAAUCCGUCUCCCCCGCCUCCGUCGCCUCCACCGCCGUCGUCGAGCUCCAACUGCCCGCCACCGCCUUCCCCGCCCAGCAAUCCUACUUACUACUACUCCCCGCCGCCCCCCUCGCAGCCCACCUACGUGUACUCCUCUCCUCCGCCGCCCAAUGGCUACAACGGAGGCGGCGGCGGUGGCGGUGGAGCUUUCUAUUCGCCGCCGUAUCAGAACUACCCUGCACCGCCGCCCCCGAACCCCAUCGUACCGUACUUCCCGUUCUGGUACCACAACCCUCCGCCGACGUCGGCGGCCAACUCUGUCUACUUUUCGGACUCUACAGUUUACACUAUCGCUCUGAUUUCUCUCUUAUUCUGUUUCCUUUAAACACCCCCCCCCCCUAAAAAAAAAAAACAAAACAAAAAAAAUAAAACAAAAGAGAUUGAAAAUAAUUGUGGGAAAUUGGCAGAUCUUCAAGUUGCAGGGGUUGUGAUCUUGAAGGAGAAAAGGUGACAGACUUCAGCAAGAGCCACGAGAACGAGAAAAGCUUCACCAUUUCCGGAAAUGCCCUUCAUUGACAGAAAGAAGAUGAAGAAGACAAAGAAACUCUGCAAAUCAAAGCAAGAACGAUGAAUGAAGUAAAAUCUCUCCCCUGGUCUCUCUGUAGAGUGUUAUCCAUCUGUAAUUUUCUUCACAAUUGUGACCCUUUUUCUUAAUUAUCAUAAAAAAUAAAGAGAUUAGAUAUUUUCCAUCCA